This is a messenger RNA of Loxodonta africana (African savanna elephant), 1885 nucleotides long. It is a transcript of the gene HAT1, whose product is annotated as histone acetyltransferase 1. Gene Ontology annotation, cellular component: nucleus. The record is from RefSeq and is a predicted model, not a curated record. Gene Ontology annotation, molecular function: histone binding; histone H4 acetyltransferase activity. The transcript is spliced from 11 exons. NCBI's taxonomy places the organism in Eukaryota, Metazoa, Chordata, Mammalia, Proboscidea, Elephantidae. Gene Ontology annotation, biological process: subtelomeric heterochromatin formation. The coding region runs from base 357 to 1616 and encodes 419 amino acids.
CUGGUGGAUUAAGCUGCUUGCUGACUUUUUGGUUAACAUCUGGGUGUUUAACCACCGCGACAAGGUUAACAGACGAGCGCUUAACCACUGCACCACCAGGUCUCCUCCGGCUCCGGCCUGCAGAAAGAGGUCGACUGCAGUUGCAGUUGCUAGGCGACGGACUGAGCAUUCCCGACUGUGCCAGCUUGCCUCUUGAGGCACUUCCGCUAACGAGCGCCUUGAACGUUUUUCUCUCACUGGUUACCGUCACUCCGAGGGUGGGCGGGGGAAAUGCGUUUGAUAGUGCGCUCACUUCCGGCCAGGGAGCGCGCGGGUUGAUUCGUCCUUCCUCAGCCGCGGGUUCUCGCAGCUCGGAAAUGGCGGGGUUUGGUGCUAUGGAGAAAUUUUUGGUUGAAUAUAAGAGUGCAGUGGAGAAGAAACUGGCAGAGUACAAAUGUAACACCAACACAGCAAUUGAACUAAAAUUAGUUCGUUUUCCUGAGGAUCUUGAGAAUGACAUUAGAACUUUCUUUCCUGAAUAUACCCACCAACUCUUUGGGGAUGAUGAAACUGCUUUUGGUUACAAGGGUCUGAAGAUUCUUUUAUACUAUAUUGCUGGUAGCCUGUCAACAAUGUUCCGUGUUGAAUAUGCAUCUAAAGUUGAUGAGAACUUUGAUUGUGUGGAGGCGGAUGAUGUCGAGGGUAAAAUUAGACAGAUCAUUCCACCUGGAUUUUGCACAAACACAAAUGAUUUUCUUUCUUUGCUGGAAAAGGAAGUUGAUUUCAAACCAUUCGGUACCUUACUCCAUACCUACUCUGUUCCCAGUCCAACAGGAGGAGAAAACUUUACCUUUCAGAUUUACAAGGCUGAGAUGACAUGUAGAGGCUUUCGAGAAUAUCAUGAAAGGCUCCAGACCUUUUUGAUGUGGUUUAUUGAAACUGCUAGCUUUAUUGACGUGGAUGAUGAAAGAUGGCACUACUUUCUAGUAUUUGAGAAGUAUAAUAAGGAUGGAGCUACGCUCUUUGCGACCGUAGGCUACAUGACAGUCUAUAAUUACUAUGUGUACCCAGACAAAACCCGGCCACGUGUAAGUCAGAUGCUGAUACUGACUCCAUUUCAAGGUCAAGGCCAUGGCGCUCAACUUCUUGAAACAGUUCAUAGAUACUACAUUGACUUUCCUUCAGUUCUUGAUAUUACAGCGGAAGAUCCAUCAAAAAGCUAUGUGAAAUUAAGAGACUUUGUGCUUGUGAAGCUUUGUCAAGAUUUGCCUUGUUUCUCUCGGGAAAAGUUAAUGCAAGGAUUCAAUGAAGAUAUGGCAAUAGAGGCACAAAAGAAGUUCAAAAUCAAUAAGCAACAUGCUAGACGGGUUUAUGAAAUUCUUCGACUACUGGUAACUGACAUGAGUGAUGCUGAACAAUACAGAAGCUAUAGGCUGGAUAUUAAAAGAAGACUAAUUAGCCCAUAUAAGAAAAAACAGAGAGAUCUGGCUAAGAUGAGAAAAUGUCUCAGACCAGAAGAACUGACCAAUCAGAUGAACCAAAUAGAAAUAAGCAUGCAACAUGAACAACUGGAAGAAAGCUUUCAGGAACUUGUGGAAGAUUACAGACGCGUCAUUGAACGACUUGCUCAAGAGUAAAGAUUCUACUACUAUGUACAGGAAGUUUGCAGAUUUCUGUACAUUGCGCUGUGAAAAAUCCUGUGAUGACUUUAAUAUCUUGUAACAUUUUACUUACAUUAAAAGUUAUCUAUCUUUAGUUGAAUAUUUUCUUUUGGAGAGAUUGUAUAUUUUAAAAUACUGUUUAGAGUCUAUGAGCAUAUAUUGCAUUUAAAAAAAUAUAUAGGUUCUGAAAUACCACUGUAAUUGCUUCCCAUAUUAAACAGUAUAAUAAAUGCUUAGUUGUGAUA